CCUUGAUGAGCUGAUUUCACAUGCCAAGCCGAUGCCAUUGACUGAGACCGAUGACAUCAUCAUAACGUUCCGGUACUUGAACUAAAACUCAAGACAACCCAGCUACAUCUUUAAACUUCAACUUCUUCUCUAAUACCAAUUCAGUUAAUUCAUUUGCCCUCCUUUUCUGUGCAUUGGCUCCUUAUAUACACGCUUGAAGAAAGACAGAAAAUAGCAUACAAAAUGGACAACCCUGAAGAUCAGAUACAGUAUGUCAUCCAGUCCCUAACACUACAUGCAUACCGAGAUCAGAAAAGAACUCUUGAAGAUUACUUCCUACCGAAUGCCUACUUCGUACAUCCUUUCUGCCGUGUGCCAUCCUUCAACGAUUACAAAAUCCCCUAUACGAACUGGACGAUCAACUCCCGCAUGUUCGUCUUCUAUAUCUACCAAUGGUAUCGUAUCUUGAGUCCGGAGAUCAAGCUUGAGGUUAAUUCGACCAGCUUCGAUCAAAAGAACAACCUACUAUACGUAACGCUCCACCAGGCAUUUACCUUGUGGUUCAUUCCAUUCUCUCUAUGGCAAGCCAACGUGAAGCUCGUAACCGUUCUAGAGCUCGAACAUCUACCUAUCGACGAGCGAAAUAAACCAUUACUUGGCAACAGAGAUGCUCAGGGCUCUGUUAACGGCGAUUCAGCCAUCAACGACGAGCCAUGGAAGCUAUACUUUAUCAAGGGUCAGCAAGAUCAUUACCACGUAGAGGAUUUCCUCAAGUUCAUUGCACCCUGGGGCGCUUCACUACUAUGGAACUUUUGGCAACUUUGGGCCACCCUUGUCUGCGCUCUAGGUGUCAUCUUCCUACGAACUCCCAUCGCCUUCCUCAGAGGACGGGUUCUCGGACUGGAUAGCUCGGCUAUUAAGAAGAAGCAAUAUCCAAAGACCCUGCGGCACAUAUGUCCUCAGAUUGCGAAAAAGUGCGGUCUUAAGGUUGGAGAUUUGCUUCUUGGGUUGAUGUUACUAGCACUUCAGCAACAAAACGAUCACAUCGACGAUGAUGAGGAGGAGGAUGACGACGUAUCGGCCUUGCUCAAUAGGAGUAAUUGGGCACCCCCCGAGAACUCACCGAAACUGAAACCUAUGGGAAGCGGUCAUAUUUUCCUCAAUGGGAAUGGUCUUGCAAAACCCACCUUUGGUGUUGGUCCAGUAGAUCGAUUCAGCUUGUCGGUAGGGCCAAGUCAAGUCCAGGUCAACGGCUCCCCUAACUACCCUUCACCUUCAAGUUCAAGCGCAACCACAAGUUCUGGCUCAAGCCCUGGAUCGCCGUCUCGAGGUAGGAGACCAAGCAUGCGGAUGGUCCCUCGAACAGUUCGAUUCUUGGAUACGGUAAUGGAGAAGUCGUCCCAGGAUCCAAGUCCUCCGGGGAGUGUACAUCACAUAGAAGAUUUGCCUGAGGAAGCUUCGCCUCGGAACGAUGAGCUUGAUUGGGAGAAACCUGAGAAGUUGGAUACGCCUAAUCAACCGGAGUAUGAUGGGGAUAACGAAGGGGAUGAGGUGAUGCAGGCAGCGAUACAGGACGCAAUACAGGAGGUUGAAGAAGCAACUGUGCUAGAGACAAUACAGGAAUUAACUCAAGAAACGCCAAACGGUACAGCUCAAGAGACCACUAUAGAGGUAAUAGAAGAGACGACAGAAGAGCUAUGGUCAGAUGAGGUGCAGAAAGCUGCGGAAGAGACACCAGUAUCUGUCACUAAAAACAAAGGCAAGGGGAAGGCAUAUAACAAACCACUCGAAAACGUCAAUAGUGGGAAAUUACCGAACGCCAAGAAGUAA
This is a messenger RNA of Hypoxylon trugodes, 1809 nucleotides long. RefSeq lists its product as uncharacterized. Lineage: Eukaryota; Fungi; Ascomycota; Sordariomycetes; Xylariales; Hypoxylaceae. The coding region runs from base 223 to 1809 and encodes 528 amino acids. The transcript is spliced from 3 exons. The record is from RefSeq and is a predicted model, not a curated record.